Molecule: messenger RNA, 914 nt
Organism: Amorphotheca resinae ATCC 22711
Lineage: Eukaryota; Fungi; Ascomycota; Leotiomycetes; Helotiales; Amorphothecaceae
Exons: 2
Coding region: 95-541 (148 amino acids)
Biological process (GO): mRNA splicing, via spliceosome
Cellular component (GO): nucleus; spliceosomal complex
Source: RefSeq, a predicted model, not a curated record
CAGGAUUCCCUUCAGACGCGCAUAACACGACAAAUACAACCACUAUCCAUAUCAAGCCGACACUCUUUUUCCAGAUAUCUGCUUAAGUAGUAAGAUGCCCGCAAUUCGCCAUGCCUCCAAGAGGAAAGCCCCUCCAGCAGGCUUCUCCGACAUCGAAGAUGAUCUCUUAAUCUUCAGCAACAAGAUGAAAGAUGCCGAAAACGCCUCCACUACCAAUGUUCCCAGACAUAAAGUGCACUGGCCUAUCUUCCAAAUCAGUCACCAAAGGAGCAGAUACGUCUACGAGCUGUAUUAUGAGAAGGAGGCUAUUUCAAAGGAGCUUUACGACUGGCUUUUGAAGAACGGGUAUGCUGAUGCGAUGCUCAUUGCGAAAUGGAAGAAGACGGGUUAUGAGAAGUUAUGCUGCCUGAGGUGCGUGCAAACGAAAGAAACAAACUUCAACUCCACCUGCAUAUGCCGGGUUCCAAAAGCGCAGAUGAAGGAGGAUCAAGCAAUCGAGUGCGUGAGCUGUGGAUGCAGAGGGUGUGCUUCUAGUGAUUGAGCAUUGGGGAAAGAUGGUCCCGGUGUUUGCUUAUUUACAGCAUUGAUGAUACCAGCAUUGGCGUUUUGCGUUUGAGGACGGCUUCAAAUUCGAGCCCUUGGGAGAAGAUUACCAUAGCCUCGGCGUUCUAGGGGAGUGUAUGACGGUUGAGACAUGUUUGGUAACGACAGAGGUAUAACUCAUGCAUGAGUGGAAACUUGACCCUUUCAAAGAAGCGCUUCCGCUUUGCCAUUCUGGAAAUGGACAUAUUAGUAUCUGGGGUUGAUAUUAAAUGUGGAACACGACAUAUUGCUCUCGUCGCCCGAAUGAUUUUACUUACCAGACCAAGAUUCUAAAUCUAACCGUGUUUUCAGAUUCUUCGUAGCUCCUUGAG